AUCCCCUUUUAUGAAUCUCUCAAGCCCAAAAUCACUGACCUUUCCUUGAAAUAUUGUUACCGAGCUUGAUGUCGCCGUGAAUUACUGAUCUUGGAAACAAACUAUCUUACCCUGUCACUCCAAUGGUUUCCAUUCUCUGUUAGUAAAGGGUUCCAUUGGAGUGACAGAGUAGAGAUAAUUUGUUAAUUAACCAGGAUCUUUUUUCUUUUUCCCUCUUCAUCUUUCUUUCAUAUUGAUUUCUUCUAAUUUUCUGUUAAUUUGUAGAUUUAUUACUUUCUAGAUUUGCGUGUUUAGUGAUGGAAAUUCUGAAGUUGCCAAUUAUUUUCUAUGUGGUGGGAAUCUCUUUCUUUUCAGAAACUAGUUUUUCAUUUCUAGUGGAGACUUAAAAAUGUGAAUUGUGAUGUAUCGGCAUAGGAAUUGAUUGUGGAAUUUGAGAAGAGAAUUGAUUUAUUUGUAUUCUAAUCAGACAUCAUCGCAACAUCACCCUGAUUUGUAUGCAUUUUCUGUUUGAUUGUGAUUUAGGAAUGCUAUUAAGUACUUCAUGUCAUAUAUUUUGGUUUCCAGGAGUCUUUAACAUCCAAUUAAGAACUAUCAUCAAUUGUUUAUAUGGCUGGUUUCUGGAAAUAGUGGAGUUAAAGGUUUAAUUGUUAUGACAAAGGAAGAAUCAAGAUAUGCAGGCAAAAAGUAUAUUACCAUUUUACAUGUUAUCAAAGACUUUUUAAACUAUUUAUGUCCAAUAUUGAUCUUGAUCAAAGUCAACAUUCAUGUUUCUGGCAUUACAAGCGCUGAUUCUGCUGCAUAAAAUGUCUCCUUUGCAGGUAUAAUGGAGAAGAAGCUUUUGCAUUUCCAUCAGACUAGGAAAAUUGGAAAAAAAAAAAAAAAUCAAUGAAAAUGGAAGCAGAAAUCAUCUCCAAAGAGAACAUUAAGCCAUCUUCUCCAACACUCGAACGCCUUAAACUCUUCAAGCCUUCCUUUCUGGACCAGCUUAUUCCUUAUGCUUAUCCUGCAUUUAUCAUCUUCUAUCCCAUGAAUAACUCUUCUUUUACCAUUCUUGACAUCCAAAGACCGAUUAGAGCUUCUAAAGAAAACUCUGUCAAACACCUUGACUAACUUCUACCCACUUGUUGCAAAGAUCAAAGACAUCUCUCCAUCGAAUGCAAUGAUGAAGGAGCUUAUUUUGUUGUUGCCUCCAAGAUUUUCUCACCCUGACUGACCUUCUCUUCCUCCACCGUUUCCCCCCCUGUAACUUCAUUCCCAAGAAGUCCAUUGCGGGUACAUGUGUUUGCAAUGUUCAAGUAAACGUCUUUACAUGUGGGGGAAUGGCUAUUGGCAUGUGCAUUUCUCAUAUGGAUUUUUCCUUUUUCUGGUUUUUACAUGUAAAUUUUAUUUUAUAUACUGGUUAUUGAUAUCUAAACUCUACUUAAGCAGGCCAUACUUUAAUUUCUAAACAGCUAGAUUUUAACUUCUAUACAAAAUAGUCCUUAAAUCUACUUGCUCAAACAUAAAGAAUUCAUUUCUUCUGGUAUGACAUGAGCUUUAUGUAGACAGCACGCCGAACAUACAGAUCACUUUCUAUUUACCGGCAGAACAACAUGGCUUGUAUGGUCCUCCUGCUACAAUUGGUGGGGCAUUGCAGUACCUCAACAUCAUGAAGGCUGGAAACAUCUACAACAGCACGCAGGAUUAUUCCCUGAAGGAAAUCUAAAGCAAGCGUGGCUGUGGGUCUGGUUUGCAACCAUUUGGCCUUUAUGGACAUGGAGGAACCAAAAGAUAUUUAUGGAAAACACUGACACUUUUAGCAAUAGUUUUGAGUUAAUCAAGGUUUCGAUCAUUGUUGUGGUUGAAACUUGAAAGCUAGUUUAUGGCCGGAACUAUCAAAGGAUUUAUGGCCUAUAGUUUCACCCUAUGCAUGCAGGAUGGUAAGGAGACUUAAGAUCCAGAGUAUUGUACCUAUAUCUGGAAGGUUUGUUGCUGAAAUGUCUUCAACAAAUUUGAUUUAACACU
This is a messenger RNA of Rubroshorea leprosula, 2004 nucleotides long. Lineage: Eukaryota; Viridiplantae; Streptophyta; Magnoliopsida; Malvales; Dipterocarpaceae. The record is from the annotation of a GenBank genome assembly.